GCGGCGCAACGAUGCAGCGACCAUCCAUGAAGUCACCACGAUCCUUGGCAUUCGGCUGGGGUGGUCUCCUUCUUACCGCAGGCUUGAGCUUUUACUACGUCAAGAAGACUAUACUAGAACGCAGGAAGCAACAUAUAAUAGACGACAGAGAUUCAGUGAGGAGACCUGACGAUCAAGGCCAUAUCAGUAAAAAUCCUGCACAAGACAGGUAGCCAUACCUUCAUCAUCAACGUGAUCGACAGUCUGUUCCAAGUGACCCGGUCAACAUCAUUAUCCCAUUGCUCCAAGGCAGUCUUCAACAAGACAAUGAAGACUAUCACGCAAUAGUGGAUCUUCCAUUGUAAACAUUGGGACGAGGUUCCUUGAAAAACAUGUUUAUAUCGUAAUCCGGAUGGCAUGACAUAUUAUCUGCGAUUCUGCAGCUUUUGUGUGCCGCUGGCAUCUCUGUUGUGUAUGGAGAAUAAUGUCGUUUCUCAUGGUCCUUCCAGAUCGACCGAUGGCAACAUGUCGCUCUCUUUGAUCGAGAGUAUAGUCAAUGUAAUGAUUGACCUUUGGAAUCAAUGAAGGCUUGAAGGACGAUCUAACUCAUGCAUAUGAAGCGUCAUUGUACACCCUAUGCCAUCGUCGUUAAGUUCUAGCAAACUACAACCCCGGUCUAGUAUAAGAGUCCUCAUUUCUCGACAAACUUCUGAACUCCCUGCCAAAGCAGGAACCAGAACACAGUUAAUACACAAACCAUGGCCCAGAUACCCGAAACAUUAGCUGAACAUGAUUUGCGUUUAUUCGGUCCACCGAGGGGCGGAAGGACUCUCGUUUUUGGCACGUUGUUGGUGGGCUCAAGUAUUCUGCUCUUC
Molecule: messenger RNA, 854 nt
Organism: Serpula lacrymans var. lacrymans S7.9
Lineage: Eukaryota; Fungi; Basidiomycota; Agaricomycetes; Boletales; Serpulaceae
Exons: 5
Coding region: 27-212 (61 amino acids)
Source: RefSeq, a predicted model, not a curated record